This is a messenger RNA of Nematostella vectensis (starlet sea anemone), 1477 nucleotides long. RefSeq lists its product as uncharacterized. Gene Ontology annotation, molecular function: oligosaccharide binding. The transcript is spliced from 8 exons. The record is from RefSeq and is a predicted model, not a curated record. Bases 112 to 1104 code for a protein of 330 amino acids. Lineage: Eukaryota; Metazoa; Cnidaria; Anthozoa; Actiniaria; Edwardsiidae.
CAGUCAUACUAGUAUAUAUUCACGCUAUGGAACAAAGUUGCCAAACUUUGUAAUUCGAAAAGGUUUGCCAAACUUUGUAAUUCAAAAGACAGUUGACAGGCUCAAAAACCCAUGAUGAGAAAUAACACAAGGCGCCUUAUUUGCUUUUACCUAAACACCUGUCUUUUGCUCCACGGAGCAUGCGCGAAACAAUGCGGGCCAGGGAUGCAGACAGAAUAUGGAACUUACCUGAAAGGUCACGUGAUGGAAGAGCGGCCAGGGAUUGGUGUAGACAGUUGCACUUCCGGUUGCCUUGACCAUGCCGACUGCAGAAGCAUCAACUUUGACCGGGCGACCCACAUGUGUGAGCUGAACAAUGCAAGCAAGGAGGACUUCCCGGAGCACGUGACCCGGAAUCACAGGUCCCUUUACGCCACUAACGACUUCCAUGAAGAGCCGAUCUUCGAAGAAUCUUGCGCUUAUUGGCUGAAACGUUAUCCAGACCUGAAGACUAGGUAUUACUGGAUCAAGACAAAAAACAAACGCAAGAAGAUGAAAGUAUACUGUGACAUGGAAAGAUUUGGCGGCGGGUGGACGCUGGUUGUGACUAUCAACGCCAAGAACAACGAACAUCUUCAGAAAGCUGAGAACAACUGCGCAGACUCCGUCACCUGCGUGACCUUCACCGAGACUGACAUCCCGGGCAGGAAGCUCUCUGAUGAAGACAUCCACGAGAUCGCAGGGAACGAAGGUGUUUUCCAAGUAAAAGUACCCUUCAACUCAUUGUCUAUUCGUGCUGUUUACAAGAAUGCCACUGUCUUCUACAAGAUUCCUAGUGGAGCUCAAAACUUCGACUCUUCAUGCUUGGGAAAGGAUGAUAACUGUCCUCGCAUCAUAGUUUCGUUCGCCUACCGUACAAGUGGGAGUCCAAUCCAUGCAAUGAUAUUACUGUUGGCUACAAGAUACAUCCUGGAAAACAUAGCGGUUUCGAUACUCAUGAUGACGCAGAAUGCGGCCAAACGUGGUCCGCAAGCCGAAGCUCAGACAGCCGUAUUCUUUAUGGCCUCAAUAACAACGUGGAUACAGGUCUACAUCCUGGAGCACGCCAAGGCUAUCUUUGGGUGAAGUGACUAGCAAUUCAAAUAUGCCGUCUACCUAAUCCGUCUUCCUAAUCCGCAUGGCUACAACACCUUCAAUGGCAUUUUCAAUAUUAGAUUCUCACUUCAUUUCCGUGACUUCUCUUGGAUCACAAGAGUCUAGCUCACAUAUUCUAGGGACGAACAGGGCGCGGAGUGUGGGCUCCCGAGCCUUUUAAAUCGCAUUCGAUCCACGCUCUCACGCGCCCAUGAGAUUAUAAGGAGAGGACCUUAGUAGUUUCGAGCAGACGUACAAAUGUAAUAUUAACUAAGGCACUAGCGUUAACAUUUGCACGAAAAAGAUGCAUGCAUGCUUAAAUAAACAUGUCUAAUAUGUCAAUAAAAAAGAAAAGAAAUUGAAA